AUGCUGCUAGAUCUUCAGGCCAAGACAUUUGAAGGUUUAGAAGAGAUCGCCACACUGCUGAGCUUUGUACCUCUUGCAUCACUCGCUGUUGACGAUGUGGCGACACUCUGGUCGACCCUCGCAAAGACACUCGAGGCUCGCCAGAAGUCGCUGGCGGUGGCUCACACAACAGAAGUCAAUCUACAUUCGACAAUAUUGGACAAGGUCUCUCAAGAAACACGUUCUGAGGCAGACAUACAGACCUACUACGAGCGGGCUGAGGCGAAGAUGUCGCGGGCAUUCGAGAGCGAUGGCGAGCAGAAGAAUAAGUUACUACGAGAUGUCAUCGAGCUUUUUAAUGAAGCGAGAGAGGCACCAGUAAAGAGCGGAGGGUGCCGUCAACAAAUUGAGUCUGGUCGCGCUGCGUUAGACAAUAGCAGUGACAAGCAAGUGGCUGCAGCAGAUGCCUUUGCUGUUUCGUUAGUGCAAGCAGUCAACAUCAUAUACCUCCCACCAUGGACACCGCCAACGUCGAUGCCAACGCAGCCGGUCAAUGGUCACAAAUACGGGUACUCCAAGGGCCCUCCAAGCGCAAGCAACAAACACAACCUCGGUGACUUUUCAAACCAUCGUCAGGAAGACAACAGAAGUACUGUCGCUGCAGAACUUCCAAUCUCGAGUGACGGAUCGUAUCCGGACCACACCCCGAACGCAUCCGAUCAGGAUGGUAAUACCUCAUACUUGAGAGGUCAUACACACCCUUUCAAGGUGACCAAGGGGGAUAAUGGAAUGGAAGAUGUCGUUAUCGAACGACCCACUUUGCCGAGCGCAGGACUGCGACUCCAGUGA
Molecule: messenger RNA, 828 nt
Organism: Macroventuria anomochaeta
Lineage: Eukaryota; Fungi; Ascomycota; Dothideomycetes; Pleosporales; Didymellaceae
Exons: 3
Coding region: 1-828 (275 amino acids)
Source: RefSeq, a predicted model, not a curated record